AUGCUGCCUUAUAUCAUUGCAGCUGCCAUAACAGCUAUUAUUUUAAUAAUAUUAACUAUAGUUAUCUUUCCAAAAUUACAAGGAAAAUCUACAAAUGCAGCGAGGCCAAGGGCAGUUGCUCAAAGAGAUGGAGGUCCAGGAAGAGUCCAGGCAGUUAGGAAUCAACGAGCUAGAAUGAGAGCUAAUGCUGCCCGCCACCAAGCACCCCUUAUAGAAGAGGAACCAAAUGCCGCAGAUGAUGGUGAAGAUGGCAUUCCUGAGGCAGAAAAGGUUGAAUUUGAUGACAAGAUGGGUGCCAAGAAAAGAGCUAAAAUGGAGGCAAAGUUGGAAAAGAAGAAGGCAAGAGAAGCGGAAGAACAAAUGCGUGAACUGAGAAAGAAACGCGAAGAAGAUUUAGAAGAAGAAAGAAGGAAAGUGGAGGAAAAACGAGAGGAAGAAGAACGUAAGUUAGAAGAAGCUGCCAAGAAAGCCGAAGAAGAACGUAAAAAGCGCGAACAAGAAGAAUAUGAAGCUAUGAAAGCAGCGUUCUCAGUGGAAGGUGAGGGCUUCGAAGAAACUGAGGCUGAUGGAGAAAAUCUUCUCAAGGAAUUUGUUGAUUAUAUCAAGGCACAAAAAGUAGUUUUACUAGAGGAUCUGGCAGGUCAUUUUAAGAUCAAAACACAAGCGGCUAUCGAUAGAAUAACUGAUCUACAGGCUUCUGGCGAAUUAACAGGUGUUAUAGAUGAUAGAGGAAAAUUUAUUUAUAUAUCACAGAAAGAACUUGAAGAUGUCGCUAAAUUUAUACGACAAAGAGGAAGAGUUUCAAUCACAGACCUAGCGGAGAGCAGCAAUGACCUAAUUAAUUUAAACCCUGUUACAGUAACAUAG
This is a messenger RNA of Danaus chrysippus (African queen), 867 nucleotides long. The record is from the annotation of a GenBank genome assembly. NCBI's taxonomy places the organism in Eukaryota, Metazoa, Arthropoda, Insecta, Lepidoptera, Nymphalidae.